AUGCUGGCAGUUCUUCUCCUCAUCGGCGCGGCGGCGGCGCCGCUGCAGCCUCUUCGACCGCCGGACACCGUUGUGCGCAACCUGACGCACAUGAGCCCGCUGCUCACCUACGACGGCGACGUAGACUAUGUCUUCGGGCCGCCGCGCACCCCCGACGGUUCUAUGGCGGAGGACAUCUCCUUCUCGCACCAUAUCCUGAAAGAGGGAGCCAGCGCCGAAUUCGUCUUUGCGGGCUCGGCCUUUUUUGUGAACGGCUGGGCGGACGCGGUGCUGCGUGUAAGCGAGUAUCCGCUCCACGGGGCGUCGGCCGGGCGCGCGCAGUGGUGGCACGUCACGGAGGAAGCGCGGGAGGUGCGCGAGCGCACGCUCGUCGCUGUCCUAGGGAACGACGGGCCCCGCCGCGUCCGGCUAGACGUCACGAGCGGCGAGGUGUGGCUCAGCCGCGUGGUCACGCACACCGAUGUCCCACCCAGCACGCAGUGGGGCGCUCCCCACUGGCCGAUUAUGGACGGCUGGCGUGGCGUGCGUGAGCGCAUGGGCGCCGUCGUCAAGGGGAUCUGGCGCGAGACGUACGUCGAUUUCGCGGAUAUCGGGGUCGAACAACCUGUGGCGUGGGGCCUUGGAUCGUACGAUACGCCUGAGGACGAGGACGACGACUACGCCCACGUCACACUGAGCCCCGCGCUGGGCGCUAGCUGCGUCGAGCUCCGGGGGGCGACUCCGCUGCCGUCAAUGGGUGAAGGGCGGUACCGCGUCCUAGUCGAUCCGCCGCUUGCGGGACAUAGCGAGGUUUGGCGGCGCGUGCAUCCCGUCGGGCCGACGCCGGCCGACAUCGUACUCUUCUCUGCGGUACUCGACCCCUCCAUGGCGUUCACCGUGACGCUUCAGUUGCAGGGCGUCGGGUGGCACUGGGCGAGCGCGUGGUUCCUUGCAGAGAUGGGCGUUCAACCCCUCCCACCGUGGAUCGGGCGCGGGGGGCGCGUGCGCCGGGUCUUUGACCCAGUGAGGGGGCACAUUGUCCUUGCGCUCUCAUGUACAAUUGCCGUCGCCACGAUCGUGCUUGGCUUCGUGCUAGCUUGCCGGCGUGUGCGGACGGUCGACGCUGAGCGGACCCCGCUUCUGGACGGCUGA
Cutaneotrichosporon oleaginosum is the source of this 1131-nucleotide messenger RNA. RefSeq lists its product as uncharacterized. The record is from RefSeq and is a predicted model, not a curated record. NCBI's taxonomy places the organism in Eukaryota, Fungi, Basidiomycota, Tremellomycetes, Trichosporonales, Trichosporonaceae.